This is a messenger RNA of Exaiptasia diaphana, 717 nucleotides long. Its product is annotated as melatonin receptor type 1B-B-like. Gene Ontology annotation, cellular component: membrane. NCBI's taxonomy places the organism in Eukaryota, Metazoa, Cnidaria, Anthozoa, Actiniaria, Aiptasiidae. The transcript has a single exon. The record is from RefSeq and is a predicted model, not a curated record. Gene Ontology annotation, molecular function: G protein-coupled receptor activity. Bases 1 to 717 code for a protein of 238 amino acids. Gene Ontology annotation, biological process: G protein-coupled receptor signaling pathway.
AUGGUAGUACAGCCCUUGUUCACUACUGGAACAGCUCUGGCAACAUUUGAGGGCAGAUGCAGUCGUCUCCUUUGGUAUACACAUAUAUAUGCAGGUGCAUUUACUUGUAUUAGCUCGGCAUUUCAUCUGGUAGCCGUCAGCAUUGACCGAGUAAUUUCAGUUGUCAAACCUCAUCAUCACGGCGAAAUCAUGAGGAAAUGGAACAAAAUAGUGUUGGCCAUUUGUUGGGGUACUGCUAUUGUACUAACCGGAAGUUCAUUUGUUGCAUACAAACUGGUAGUCGCGGUCAUGCAGUCCAUUAUCAUGAUGUGUGAGGUUGUCAUGAUUUGCUCAUAUGGGGUAAUCCUCUACAAGGUGAAGCGUUCACAUCAAAUUGCAGUAACAACUUCAAUGUCACCGUCUGCAGCAAGUGAAAGAGCCAAGGAGAAUCGMWUGUCUGGYACAAUUGCAAUUGUCAUCGUGUUGUUUGCUGUAUGCUGGUUCCCUUUUAUCGGCAUCAGCUUCGUGCAUCGUGUUGGCAUUCUCUGUCAAUAUGAAGCGAAAAUCUGCUGGGUCACAACUCUGUUGAUGGCCAACUCUUCCAUGAAUUUCAUUGUGUACAGUUUAAGAAUCCGUCAGUUCCGMGCUGCAUACAUGACAAUCAUCACCAGAAUUUUCCAACGACUUAGACAGGUUUUUGUAAGAUGCUUUUGUGGUACAAAAGAAAUAUUAGGAUAA